AUGCAUCCUCAACGAAUGAAAAAAGCUGUUACUGAUAACCCUAAAAAACUCGCAAACUUGAUCGAUCUCGUUAACCUUCCUUCCACUCUCAGAGACUUCGUCGGUCAAUCUCAGACUUCUCGAUUGUCCUGUUUCAUGCGCGUUUGGUCCUACAUCAAAACCAACAAUCUUCAGGAUCCAAACAACAAGAACGUGGUAAACUGCGAUGAGAAAUUAAAAGGUAUUUUACUUGGGAAACCCCAGGUUGAGUUAGCAGAACUUCCAGCACUUAUCAAGCUACAUUUUCCGAAAGAGCCCAAGUGA
Molecule: messenger RNA, 303 nt
Organism: Lathyrus sativus (Indian pea)
Lineage: Eukaryota; Viridiplantae; Streptophyta; Magnoliopsida; Fabales; Fabaceae
Source: the annotation of a GenBank genome assembly